Messenger RNA from Phanerochaete carnosa HHB-10118-sp, 299 nucleotides. RefSeq lists its product as uncharacterized. NCBI's taxonomy places the organism in Eukaryota, Fungi, Basidiomycota, Agaricomycetes, Polyporales, Phanerochaetaceae. The transcript has a single exon. The annotation marks the transcript as partial. The record is from RefSeq and is a predicted model, not a curated record.
AUAUGAGUGUGGCGUGGCUCAUCGAACAGGAUGAACAAGCUACCUCUGCGGCCACAUUGUUUGCUGGCGUUGGGCGAAGUACGUCUCUGCCAUCGUCGGAUCCGAUUCUGGGGGUGCAUUGUCAUGGAGCUGUUGGCCACAAGUCACAGUUUGCUGAUCAUCAUUGCACUGUUGUCUAGCAGAGACACAUGUCGCCCUAGGAUAAGUACCAUUCCCGUGAGGAGGUCGUGGUGAGAGAUUGUUGCAAGAUGCAUGGUAAGCGCCGGAAUCUUCGUGCACUGCCUCGGUGCCUUCGACCG